CAAUGAACACAGAUUAUAUGAAAGGCGCGCAAAUAAAAAAUGGGACGACGUACAACUAAAAGAUGACGAUGAUGUGUUUUUACUUUUAAACAAGAAGUUAUUUGAGCGUGGGAGUUCUAUAUUUUAUUCCUUUCCGCCCCCAAAACACACCCCUCGGCUCCAUCUUCUCCAGAUAUCCCGAAACACAGAGUAGGAAAGCAAACCCCCAUUUUUGAGUUGACUUUGAGAAUCUGAGAUGACAACGUCCAUUUUACUCUCCAACCCUCUUUCCCCACACCUCCAACUUCUCAAAUCCGAGUUUCCUCCUCGCUCUCCCUCCAAACUUCCUCCAUUCCGCCUCAAAACCGCCGUUAAGCGGCGCGGGUCCGUCGAAGUCCGCUUGCAGAAUGGCCCUCCAAAAUUGAUUAAAUUCUUAUCGGCCCCAAAAGUGGCGGAAAUCGAACCCCAAGCAGCUGAGGACCCGCUGCCGCUAGUGGGGGAGGAUUCUGCCCAAUUCGUCCUGUCCCAACAGAAGAUAUCCUCCUGGGUUUACUUCUCUGUGAUUUUGGGGGUCGUGCUUUAUGUACUAGAUGUCGCCUGGAUCGAUAACUCUACUGGCUUUGGUAAAGUCUUCAUCGAUGCCCUCUCCGCCUUUUCUGGCAGUCCUGAGGUUGUCAUGUUACUUCUUACCCUGAUUUUUGCUGUGGUCCAUAGUGGCUUAGCUAGCCUUAGGGACACAGGUGAGAAAGUCAUUGGCGAAAGAGCAUUCCGUGUGUUAUUUGCUGGGAUAUCUCUUCCAUUAGCUGUUAGUACUGUUGUUUACUUCAUCAACCACAGAUACGAUGGUGUGCAGCUGUGGCAACUUCAGAGUGUCCCUGGAUUGCAUGAAUUUCUCUGGUUUGCCAACUUUAUUUCCUUCCUUCUCCUUUAUCCAUCAACUUUCAAUUUGUUAGAGGUUGCAGCUGUUGACAAGCCCAAAAUGCAUCUCUGGGAAACUGGAAUAAUGAGAAUUACCAGGCACCCACAGAUGGUGGGACAAGUGAUUUGGUGCUUGGCUCACACAGUUUGGAUUGGGAACUCAGUGGCCGUAGCAGCUUCUUUGGGUUUGAUCGGACACCAUCUUUUUGGCGUAUGGAAUGGAGACAGAAGGUUAAGCAUUAGAUAUGGCGAGGCUUUUGAAGUUGUAAAGAAGAGAACAAGUGUGGUCCCAUUUGCUGCUAUUCUUGAUGGCCGCCAGAAGCUUCCAGAGAGUUACUAUAAAGAGUUUUUGCGUUUGCCAUAUCUAUCAAUUACGGUAUUGACGCUAGGCACAUACUUUGCGCACCCACUUAUGCAGGCAGCCAAAAGAAUGAGCAAAGAUAUUAUUUUCGUUUAUUGCAAUGGAGAUUGGACCGAUGAUGUUACUUAUGAAGGAUAUCACGUAUGUGGUGUUUUCCAUAAAGAGAAUGAAGAUUUGGAGGAUUUAAAGGAAGCAAUAAAAAAGAUGAUGGAAAUCAAUUCAUCUGAAAGGCUAUUGAAGUUGCAAUAUCAGAUAAAAGAAGGGGUGAAGCCAAUAACGCUUAGCAACGAGAUGAGCUUGGAGAUUUACAAAGAAUUGAGGAAAAAGAAGCAGAUUUCUCGAAAUUCCCUCUGUGUGCAACUUUGGAAGCCAAGCAAACACUUGCUUUGACAGUAACCAAUUUUUCAGAAAAUAUGGAAACAGAUGCAAUUGAGAUACAGCCUCUCCAGAUGAUAGAUUUUGAUGAUUUCAAAAGGCAAGAAAAGAAACAUGAGAUUUAUGGAGCGAAACUGUCGGGCAAUCUUGAUGGAAAGCUUGAAGUUGGUCAGAUUUAUUCAAACAAGGAUGACCUGAAAAUUCUUUUAAGCUUAUAUGCAAUCAAACAUCAUUUUCAAUUCAUGGUUGUGAAGUCAUGUCAGAGGCAAUAUGACAUAAGAUGCAUUGACAAUGAUUGCCCAUGGAGAUUGAAAGCUUCCAGAAUCAGCACAAGUCCCGUUUUCAAAAUUCGGAAAGUGACAACCAAACAUAGAUGCAGCUUUGGGAAUCGGAUGAAUGAGAAGAGGCAAGCAACAACAAAUAUAGUUGGAACAUUCAUUCAGGACAAGUUUGAUAGUUUGAAAACAAAUUACACUCCAGCAGAUGUUAUACGAGACAUGAGGAAUAUGUGUGGAGUUAAUUUGUCGUACAAAAAAGCUUGGCGUUCCAAACAAAAAGCACUAGAAAAGGUUUAUGGUCAUCCAUACCAAUCCUAUAUAGUGCUGCCUCUAUAUCUCGAAAAACUGGUAGAAGCUAAUCCUGGAUCAUUUGUGAAGCUAAAGACUGAUAAGUCAAAUAGGUUUGAGUAUGUCUUCAUAUCAAUGGAAGCAUCUAGAAAAGGUUGGAAUCAUUGUCGUCCAAUAAUAAUAGUGGACGGUACAUUCCUGAAAGCAGCUUAUGGAGGGACACUCAUAACAGCAAGCACUCAAGAUGCAGCUGGCCACAUACUACCUCUUGCAUAUGGAGUUGUCGAUUCUGAAAACAAUAAUGCAUAUCAAUGGUUCUUCUCAAACUUGAAGACGGCACUAUCGGAGAGAAAUAAUUUAUGCAUUGUUUCAGAUCGACAUGCUAGCAUAAUAUAUGCUGUCAAACAGAUAUUUCCAGAGGCUUCUCAUUGUCACUGUGUAUAUCAUUUGUCUAAGAAUAUCAUAACAAACUUCAAGGAAAAUCUUGAAGUAGUGAAAGGAGCAUUCUUUUCAGCAGCGUAUGCUUACACAAAUGAUGAGUUUAGCCAUCACAUGGAGACAAUGAAGAAAGCGAACAAAAAGGCAGUGGAAUAUUUGACAGAAUUAGGUGUAGAAAAAUGGUCUCGUUUACAUUGCAAGUCAAAUAGAUUUUUUGUUAUGACUUCAAAUGCAGCAGAGACAAUAAAUUCUACGAUGAAGGCUGCACGGGAGCUUCCUAUCACUCAAUUAUUGGAGAAUAUUCGUGGAAUGCAACAAGCUUGGAUCAUGAAAAACAGGACAGAGGUGCAAAACACGUUUACUAUCCUUGCAAAAAUGGGACAAAAGAAGCUAGAAAGGAAUUAUGAAUCUUCUACAAAACUCACUCUAAGUGCAACAAGCAAGUGAGGAUGUAUACAAAGUGAAGAGUGGUCCUCAAAUAUUCAUUGUGAAUAUGAAGGAACGUACUUGUACUUGUAACAAGUUUCAAAUGGAAGAACUGCCUUGUGAACAUACAAUAAGUGUCGUGAAAGGAAAACAUGAGGAACCGGAAGUUUAUUGUUCUCAUUUUUAUUUAAAUAGCACCUUAUUAGCUACAUAUGAUACGGCUGUACUCCCUGUUGAUUUGGAUCUUAUUAAUGCUGGUGCAAGCGUAGAAAAUGAGACCAAAGUAGUUCCACCGGAAGAAAUUUCGGUGAGAGGAAGGAAAAAAAGGAAACGAUUCCUAUCCGGUUGGGAGCACGGGAUCAAAAAAUAAUGCCGAUAUCAAGAUGAUGUUUGCAGGUGUAGUUGUUUUUUCGUAAGAGAAUGAGGAUGAAGAACAUGUCUUAUUUAUUAAUGUACUUUCAAUUGAUAAAAAAUUAACAAACAAUAUAUUGGUGUAUUUAUAAUUCUAUAA
Molecule: messenger RNA, 3574 nt
Organism: Striga asiatica
Lineage: Eukaryota; Viridiplantae; Streptophyta; Magnoliopsida; Lamiales; Orobanchaceae
Source: the annotation of a GenBank genome assembly